Molecule: messenger RNA, 705 nt
Organism: Urocitellus parryii (Arctic ground squirrel)
Lineage: Eukaryota; Metazoa; Chordata; Mammalia; Rodentia; Sciuridae
Gene: Tnf
Product: tumor necrosis factor
Biological process (GO): extrinsic apoptotic signaling pathway via death domain receptors; positive regulation of transcription by RNA polymerase II; immune response
Cellular component (GO): cell surface; membrane
Molecular function (GO): tumor necrosis factor receptor binding; cytokine activity
Source: RefSeq, a predicted model, not a curated record
AUGAGCACUGAAAGCAUGAUCCGGGACGUGGAGCUGGCCGAGGAGGCACUCCCCAAGAAGGCAUGGGGGCCCCAGGGCUCCAGACGGUGCCUGUGCCUCAGCCUCUUCUCCUUCCUGCUUGUGGCAGGAGCCACUACGCUCUUCUGCCUGCUGCACUUUGGAGUGAUCGGCCCCCAGAGGGAAGAGAAAUUCYUGAAUAACCUCCCUCUCGGCCCCCAGGCCCAGAUGCUCACACUCAGAUCAUCUUCUCAAAACAUGAAUGACAAGCCUGUAGCCCACGUUGUAGCAAAAAAUGAAGACAAGGAGCAGCUGGUGUGGCUAAGUCGUCGUGCCAAUGCCCUCCUGGCCAAUGGCAUGGAGCUGAUAGACAACCAGCUGGUGGUGCCUGCAAACGGGCUAUACCUCGUCUACUCCCAGGUCCUCUUCAAGGGCCAAGGCUGCCCCUCCUACGUGCUCCUCACCCACACUGUCAGCCGAUUUGCUGUCUCUUAUCAGGACAAGGUCAACCUCCUCUCUGCCAUCAAGAGCCCCUGCCCAAAGGAGAGCCUGGAGGGGGCUGAGUUCAAGCCCUGGUAUGAACCCAUCUAUCUGGGAGGGGUCUUUGAGCUGCAGAAGGGUGAUCGACUCAGUGCUGAGGUCAACCUGCCCAGCUAUCUCGACUUUGCUGAGUCCGGGCAGGUCUACUUUGGGGUCAUCGCUCUGUGA